Messenger RNA from Rhinocladiella mackenziei CBS 650.93, 1536 nucleotides. RefSeq lists its product as uncharacterized. Gene Ontology annotation, molecular function: FAD binding; monooxygenase activity. The transcript has 5 exons. The record is from RefSeq and is a predicted model, not a curated record. Gene Ontology annotation, biological process: secondary metabolite biosynthetic process. The coding region runs from base 1 to 1536 and encodes 511 amino acids. Lineage: Eukaryota; Fungi; Ascomycota; Eurotiomycetes; Chaetothyriales; Herpotrichiellaceae.
AUGACAAUGGUCUCUGCCACUGUUCAAACAGAUUCUAGCCCUAAUGUCAUUGUUGACAGUGAGACGGUCAAUGGAGUUGCGCCCAUCAAAGAAGAAUUUAUCGAGAUCCCGGAGGUUGCGUCCUAUCCGACUGGAAGUCUUGACUUUCUCUUGAAAUUGCAAAAAGAAGAGAAGCUACGUCAGAAGGCGAUGGAGACUUCCUCGUCGAUCAAUUCCGAUGAACUGUCCAAGUUGAGGCUGAAUAUCAUCAUUGUCGGCGCCGGUCUGGGGGGAUUGGCAGCGGCCAUCGCCCUGACGAGAAAGGGCCACAAGAUCACCGUUUUCGAGCAGGCUCCAGAACUGAGCGAGGUUGGUGCCGGGAUCCAGAUUCCCUCAAACUCAAGUCGCCUUCUUAUCAAGUGGGGAUUGAAACCGUUUCUGGCAUCCAAGAUCGUUGAGCCCUCCGACAUUAAAUUUCGUCGGUGGGAGAAUGGAGACGUGAUUGGACUCACCAAGCUUGUGCCCGAGUUCCAGGACAACUUUGAUGCUCCCUAUUAUGUGGUGCAUCGAGCACAUUUCCACGACGCCAUGUAUCAACUUGCUCUUCGGUUGGGUGUCGAAGUAAAGAUCAAUUGUAAGAUCGUUGAGUACGACGAUGUGACUCCUUCAAUAACGACGGAAAGUGGAGAGUCUUACAGUGCAGACCUCGUUGUUUCGUGUGAUGGAGUGAAAUCUCUUGGACGAAUUAAAGUGCUGGGAGGCAUGGAUCAAGCACCCAUGAGGACGGGAUUUGCAGCCUACCGGGCAACGGUAGAUGUGGAGGAGAUGAAGGCUCAUGCAGAUACCGCAGCACUUUUGGCCAUACCGAGUCUGAAUCUAUGGAUCGGCGAUAUGAGACAUGUCAUGACCUAUACCAUCGCUGGUGGAAAAUCCUUCAAUAUGGUCCUGUCACAUCCCGACCGUUCAGACCCCAGCACCUGGAACCAACAAAGUCCUGAGGAAAUCCUAGCAGGCGUGCGGGAACAUUUCCGAGGUUGGGACCCGAGGCUCACCAAGAUCAUUGACAUGAUUAAAACAACACUUAAGUGGCCCUUGCUCAGUGGUUCUGCUCUCAGCCGGUGGGUAGCACCAUCCAACAGGCUCGUGAUAAUGGGAGACGCAGCGCAUGCCAUGGUGCCGUACAUGUCCGAAGGAGCGGCCAUGGCUGUUGAAGACGCAGCGGCCCUGGCUGAAGCGAUCGACCAGGUCGAUAGUAUUGAUGACUUGUCGACGGCGCUACACGUCUGGGAAACCGUUCGCAUCAAACGAACCAGCCAGAUGCAAGAAGCAAGCUUGAUCAACGGCAAAUUGUGGCAUUUUCCAGAUGGCCCGUUGCAACGGGCGCGAGACGAGGCUAUGAGGCCUGAAGUCGAAGGCCGUCAGUUCAUGAGCAGUCCCAACCAAUGGAGUGAUCCCACCACGCAACGGUGGUGUUAUGGCUAUGAUGCUGAAUGGGAAAUCAAGCAGGCGUGGUCGGCAAGACCGUCCAGUUUGAAAAAUGGACACGUACGAAUCUGA